AUGGCUCCGUCGACCUUCAGUAUGAAGGCGCUCUCCUCUCAACUUCCAAAGCAAUCGACCUCAACGACAAGUCUCGCCAACAACUGGUCAACAGAAUACGCUACUCGUCCAGGUCAACAGUUAGCAUCACAAUGGUCUCAACAGUACAAUGCCGCCCGACCAGCAUACGAAACUGCAUGGGCUGGCGCCACUAACACCACAUUUCAACAUCAAUCAAUGGCACAGAGUUCCACUUCUGUCGAUAGUGCAAUGUGGUCGGCGGAGUUCCUGGACAAUGCAGAAACAUCACUGCGGUCUUCACCUGUAGGCUUUCAAAACUUAACCCACACAUUUUUUAUAUUUUCGAGGGAAACAUGA
Messenger RNA from Cooperia oncophora, 357 nucleotides. The record is from the annotation of a GenBank genome assembly. Lineage: Eukaryota; Metazoa; Nematoda; Chromadorea; Rhabditida; Trichostrongylidae.